AUGGCUGCUGCUGCUGCUCGAUCCAAAGUUGUGAAUGUGCUCAAGGUGCUUCAAUCAGGUGCUGGUAGUUGCCCUUGUCACUCGCACGCCCACUCGCAUAACCACUUGCCUACCACCAAGUCCUUCAACAGCCUUUUGAGCUAUGGCCGUAACUUCGCUAGUGCUAACGAAUCCACCGAUUAUGCUUUCGAGAUGGCUGCUAGUAACAUCCGUUUUGGCCCUGGCGUUACCAGUGAAAUCGGUAUGGAUUUGAACAACCUCAAGGCCAAAAAGGUGGCCGUGUACACAGAUAGCACUAUUGCCCAAUUGCGUCCGCUUCAAGCUGUAGUUGAGUCGUUGGAAAAGAAUGGUGUCAACUUUGUGGUCUAUGACACUGUACGUGUUGAGCCCACUGAUGGCAGUUUCAAGAAGGCUAUCGACUUUGCUCGUGAACACAGCCCUGAUGCAUUCGUUGCAGUGGGUGGUGGUUCGGUUAUGGAUACCGCCAAAGCUGCCAACUUGUAUGCAUCUCAUCCAGAGGCCGACUUUUUGGACUUUGUGAAUGCUCCCAUUGGCAAGGGCCUUCCCCCUACUUUGCCUGUUAAGCCCAUGAUUGCUGUGCCCACUACUGCUGGUACCGGUUCUGAGACCACUGGCACUGCCAUCUUUGAUUAUGAACCCCUUCACACUAAGACUGGUAUUGCUCAUCGUGCUUUGAAGCCUUACCUUGGUAUCGUGGAUCCUCUCAAUACCCGCAGCAUGCCUGCUCAAGUUCACGCUUCAAGUGGUUUGGACGUGUUGUGUCACGCCCUUGAAUCUUACACUGCCCUUCCUUACAAUGAACGUUCUCCUCGUCCCUCCAACCCUAUUUUGCGUCCUGCUUAUCAAGGCUCCAACCCCAUCAGUGAUGUAUGGUCAUUGCAUGCUUUGAAGAUGGUUGUCAAAUACCUUCCUCGUGUGUACAAGGAUCCUCAAGACCAUGAAGCUCAAUCCCAAAUGUUGCUCGCCUCUACUUUUGCUGGUAUCGGCUUCGGUAAUGCAGGUGUCCAUUUGUGUCACGGCUUAAGUUACCCCAUUAGCGGUUUGAACAAGAAUUACCGACACCCUGGUUACAAGGUUGAUCAUCCUUUGGUUCCUCAUGGUGUCUCUGUAUCCCUCACCGCUCCUUCGGUGUUCCGUUUCACCUCCAACGCUUGCCCUGAUCGUCACAUUGAUGCCGCAGCUGCCUUCGGUGCCGAUCCUGCCCACAUUAAGCCAUCCAUGGCUGGUGAUGUCCUUGCUGAAAAAUUGACCCACUUCCUUGAGGAACUCGAUGUGCCAAAUGGUUUGAAGGGUCUUGGUUUUGAUAGCUCUAUGAUUCCUCAACUUGUCGAAGGCGCUUUGCCCCAGCACCGUGUCACCAAGCUUGCACCUACCCGUGAGCCUGCUGCUGAGCAGUUGGCAACCAUCUUUGAAAAGUCCAUGACUAACUACUAA
Messenger RNA from Lichtheimia ornata, 1455 nucleotides. RefSeq lists its product as uncharacterized. Bases 1 to 1455 code for a protein of 484 amino acids. The record is from RefSeq and is a predicted model, not a curated record. NCBI's taxonomy places the organism in Eukaryota, Fungi, Mucoromycota, Mucoromycetes, Mucorales, Lichtheimiaceae. The transcript has 5 exons. Gene Ontology annotation, molecular function: metal ion binding; alcohol dehydrogenase (NAD+) activity. Gene Ontology annotation, cellular component: mitochondrion.